CUUUAAACGUGAUGCAAUGGAAAUUCCAGUUAGAGGAACAUGAAAACUCAUGAGAAUUAUUAGUCAGAACUGCAGUAUAUUUCCCUUAUUUGUUUUGGUACUGUCCACUAGGUUUGUGUUUGUUAUGUUUGGCUUCUGUCUGUGCGGCCUUUCAGCCAUUUCUUCUUUUCUCAUGUUAGCGUUAUGGUGCUGUUCUGUGUCGGUUCACCACUUGUGACGUUAAGCAUUUCUACUUAAAGGUCAGCUGAGUUCUUCAAAGUAUGCAGUAAAAAUACAUUAAAGUCAGCGAUACAAUGAUAUUUGAAUGCUGUAACACAAGAAAGCAGCAAAUCAUCGCAUUUCGGUAUUUAUCCAAUAAUUACUUUAACUUUAUAACUUACACUUAAAUACAUUCAUCAUUCGAAACAGAACCCUUCAUCACAUUUGUUCUAUAUUUAAAGGACAGUGUUGCACUGUGCAGGUCAAAGUGUACAAGCGCAACAAGGUGUAAAGGUACGUGAGUCUGGGUGAGUUCACCUCUGCGUAGAAAUGAAGCGGCUAGAAUGCAUUUGUGUGUGGCAUGACUCAGGAAGUGGUGAUGAAACAACAAAGGUAGAGAAAGCAGAAGUGUGUCUGGCAGAAUGCAGACAGUGUGCCAGGCUCAGCGAGCACUCCACUUAAGAGGCGUUCGUUCGCGAGGUGUUUUUAUGACGUGAACUCGGCUUUGAAACCGUGAUGGAGCCCUCGACUUCCCAUCAAAUCCACGCGCUUUCCCACAACGGCACCGCGGCCAACUGCUCCUUCCAGGAGGUGGACCGCCUGAUGCAGUACCUGGAGCUGGCCAUCUACCUCCCCAUAUUCCUCGCGGGCCUGAUCCUCAACAUCGUCGCGCUGCUGGUGUUCUGCGUCUUCCUGCGCAAAUGGACCGAGUCCACCAUCUACAUGACCAACCUGGCGCUGAUGGACCUGCUCCUGCUCUCCCUGCUCCCCUUCAAGAUGCACGCCACCAACCACCUGUGGCCCGCCGAGCUCCAGAACCUCUGCACCGUUUUGGAGAGCCUGUAUUUUGUCGGCAUUUACGGCAGCAUCUACGUCAUCAUGUUUAUAGCCGUGGACCGGUGGGUGGCGAUCUGUCACCCCUUCCGGGCCAAGCUGCUGCGUUCGCCCAGAGCGGCCAUGGGGAUCUGCUUGGGGGUGUGGGUGCUGGUUCUGGCGGUGAUAUGCUCCACCAUCUACUACUUCCGGAGGGGCGGGCAGACGGAGUUCCACUGCUUCCACGAGUUCUCCUCCAAAGGCUGGAAGCCUGUGGUGAUCGUCCCUCUGCAGGUGUUCGGGUUCCUGCUGCCCGCCGCGGUGCUGGUUUACUGCUCGGCCAACACCAUCUGGGCGCUCCAGCAGUCGGCUCAGCGCAGCUCCCAGAGCCGGGCGUGCGUGAAGAUCAUCUACAGCAGCUUGUGCGCCUUCCUGCUGCCGUUCACCCCGAGCCACCUGGCGAUCUUCCUGCAGUUCCUGGUCCACCAGGGAGUGAUCCAGGACUGCAGCAGUAAGGCCAGCAUCAGCCUGUUCAUACAGACGGCCUUGUGUUUGUCCAACAUCACCUGCUGCCUGGACGCCCUGUGCUACUACUUCAUCGCCCGCGAGACCCGGAGCACCACGCACGCGUUCAGGAGGUCCAUACAGAGAAGGGCCACCUUCAGCACCUCAGAGGUCUGAGCACGGGACAAAGGCUGUUUAGGUUAAAAUAGCAUUUUCCCUCAAAGGGCCGCCGGCAUUAUGUAUAAGACCUGGCCUCUAUUUGAGAAGCCUUGUUUAAGUAGUUCAAGGACGAGUGUGGCAUGGAGGCAAAGAAGGAGGUCAGGGUGUAAGGUCAAUUAGGCUGAGCCCAGAUGUUCAGUGAGAGAAGUGGUCUUACACCUAUAAGAGCAAACACUCACAACCAGCGCAACGUUCUAGACCUACUGACCAGUCAAACUGGUGAGAGGCUGUGAGGAAGGAUUCGCUCCCAGGCAGGAAGCAGAGCUAACGCACGGUACGUAAAUGGACCUUUUGCCCUUUUCUUUACUUUUGUACAGAUACAGUUCAUGUGAAAUAAGUAUGUUCUCAGGUUGUAUUAAUAUGCCAUCGCUCAUGUAGAAAACAGAAAUCAUCAUUAUUUGAGCACAAGAAACAAAUAACCAAUAACUAUUUAUUCACAUUCUUUUCCAUGUUUUCCUAAGAUAUUUACUAUUGAUUAUAUUAAUACCUUUUCAUGUAAUAAAUUACAAAAAGUAAUAUAAUUACUGUCCUGGUAAAAAGUAAAAUCUUAAUCAAAUCUUAAUUUUUAGGCAAAUUCUGACAGUAUCAGAAAUACAACGUAUUCCCCAUACAAUUAUUUCAGUCACAGCAAAUGUAGCGUAAUACAUUUAAUGUAGUUUAUGUGUUGUGAAAUGUUUUUGUAAUGCAUUUUUACGAAAGCCAGCUAUUCAUACAGCUAAAAUAACGAUCACACGUUCUGAACAGAUCACUAAUCACUUGGUUUUUUACUGUGAAUGAGUCAUGAGUCAGUGACUUGCAAACAUUAUAUUGGUAGACACUGAUUGGUGUCAUUUUCCUACUUAAAGCUAAACAUGUUUUGGUCAUAAAACAUAUAAAAACUUUUUUAUUUCAGUGUUUUGUUUGAUUAGCAUAAUGCAAUAAGGUGUGAAUUUAUGACAGGUUAACAUUAGGAAGCUGUCUGUGCCGGCGAAGCUGGAUCGGGAUGCGAUUUGUGUGAAAGCAGUCGAAACUAAACCACAACAGGAGGCCGCGUACGCAGCUAAGCUGCCCUCGGCUCUGACUUAGCAGCAGAGCCACCUGCUAGUUAGAUUUACUGUACAUAAAACAGGUUUUAUAUUAUGAAACAAUCUGUGAACAAUUGUCAGAACUGGCAAACUUUGGUUUACUUGCAUUAUUUGUAUUUUUAUAUUUACACUAGCUUUUAGUUAUUGAAGCUUCAUUGUUAUUUGUGUGUAACCAAUCCCAUUGGCAAUUUGAAUUUCUUUUUGAAGUAUUAAAAUCUUUUAUAUUUAAUUAAAAUUAGUUUGUUUAUGAAA
Betta splendens (Siamese fighting fish) is the source of this 3050-nucleotide messenger RNA. Its product is annotated as G-protein coupled receptor 55. NCBI's taxonomy places the organism in Eukaryota, Metazoa, Chordata, Actinopteri, Anabantiformes, Osphronemidae. Gene Ontology annotation, molecular function: G protein-coupled receptor activity. Gene Ontology annotation, cellular component: membrane. The coding region runs from base 715 to 1692 and encodes 325 amino acids. Gene Ontology annotation, biological process: phospholipase C-activating G protein-coupled receptor signaling pathway; positive regulation of Rho protein signal transduction. The transcript is spliced from 3 exons. The record is from RefSeq and is a predicted model, not a curated record.